AUGGCUGCGGCGAUGCAGGCGAAAGCCGAAACGCUGGGGAAUCAGAUGAACAAUGGGAACCAUCAAAAUAAUGGCGAAGAGGGCCUUAUGAUGCUUUUCUCUUUUCUGAAGGUUCACCCUCCGACCUUCAGAGGAACCUCAAAUCCCACCGAGGUGGAUAAUUGGAUUCAGGCAAUGGAAUGGGCGCUGCAGGCUCAGCAGGUUUUCAAAGAGCAGUGGGUUGAAUUUGAAACUUAUCAGCUGCAAGACGAGGCUCAGUAUUGGUGGCAGGGAAUACGGCGUAUCUUGCAACCAGACGGUGUUGUAAUCUCUUGGGAAGUGUUCCACACAGAAAUUUACAGAAAGUAUUUUCCAAGCUCAGUUAGAAAUGCCAAAGAACUUGAAUUGCUUCAAUUAAAACUAAGCCAAAUGAUUGUUGCUGACUAUACUAAAAGAUUCAAAGAACCGUGCCAAUUUUCUCGUAUUUGGCAAGGUGCGCCUGAGGAUUUUGCAGAGUGGAAGUGCAUUAAGUACGAGAGGGGGGCAUUCGGAGUGAUAUUCUGA
This is a messenger RNA of Arachis stenosperma, 543 nucleotides long. RefSeq lists its product as uncharacterized. Bases 1 to 543 code for a protein of 180 amino acids. NCBI's taxonomy places the organism in Eukaryota, Viridiplantae, Streptophyta, Magnoliopsida, Fabales, Fabaceae. The record is from RefSeq and is a predicted model, not a curated record. The transcript has a single exon.